This is a messenger RNA of Hibiscus syriacus, 874 nucleotides long. RefSeq names its product bidirectional sugar transporter SWEET17-like. Bases 73 to 657 code for a protein of 194 amino acids. The transcript is spliced from 5 exons. The record is from RefSeq and is a predicted model, not a curated record. Gene Ontology annotation, biological process: carbohydrate transport. NCBI's taxonomy places the organism in Eukaryota, Viridiplantae, Streptophyta, Magnoliopsida, Malvales, Malvaceae. Gene Ontology annotation, cellular component: membrane. Gene Ontology annotation, molecular function: sugar transmembrane transporter activity.
UUGCCGAUCCACGACUUUUCUUUUUUUUCUUCUUCCCUUUUUUCUGUCGUUUGCAUCUGAAUUCGCAUCAAAAUGCUUACUUUAGCCACCAUCUUUGGUUUGCUAGGUAACAUUACCACUGGUCUGGUUUACCUUGCACCAGUGAACACUUUCUGGCACAUCAUACAAAUUGGAUCAACCGAAGAAUUCGAUAGUCUCCCGUAUGUUGCGAAACUAUUAAACGGAUGCAUGUGGGUUUAUUAUGGAGUUGUCAAGCCUAACAGUGUUCUUGUUGCCACUGUUAAUGGCUUUGGUGCUUUACUCGAACUCAUAUAUGUUAUCAUAUUCCUAAUAUUUGCGCCUCCAAAAAUGAGAAAAACAGUGGUGACAACAAAGAGUGUAGAGUACAUGCCUUUCCUCUUAUCUUUCAUACUCUUCAUCAAUGGAUUAACUUGGACAGUUUAUGCUGUGAUUACUCGAGACUGGUUUAUCGGAAUACCAAAUGGAAGUGGAUUUGUUUUUGGAACAGCUCAGUUGGUGCUGUAUGCAAUGUAUUGGAGACCUAAGCAAUCAAAGAAGACGUUAGAUCAUGUGGUGGAAGAGGGGUGCCCAACUGAGCAUCUCCUGGACCACUCUGGUCCAUUGCUACACAAAUAUGAGAGCAGAGCUGUGGCCUAAUCUCAUUUUGCUCCAUAUCGAAAAUAACUAAGAAAACCAAACGAUGCAAAACGUGAGGGUUUUUCGACUAUUCGACCAAUAAGAUCUUUCAUUUCGUGUAUCGGUAUCAUAUUUAUGUAUUUUUUUAAUAUUUGUAUCGUAUUUAGAAUCAUGUUUGAGAUAUUUUACCUUUUAUUUGAGGCAACAGUUAUUGAAAAACUUGAAAUGAACAUCUGAA